This is a messenger RNA of Microdochium trichocladiopsis, 515 nucleotides long. RefSeq lists its product as uncharacterized. The record is from RefSeq and is a predicted model, not a curated record. NCBI's taxonomy places the organism in Eukaryota, Fungi, Ascomycota, Sordariomycetes, Xylariales, Microdochiaceae. The annotation marks the transcript as partial. The transcript has 4 exons.
GACGAGCACACCAUUUUGGUGGUGGACACGCGAUGGAAGUUGGUACACAACAGCUGCCGGGGUUAUCGUGCGCUCGGUAUCUCACCUGACUGGGUAAUUGUCCUCGGAGCUGGGGAAAGCGGGGUGCAGGUUUGAUGAGUGCACCAGGCACGGCUUGUUCGUCAGGAUCAGCCGUGACGUGAGUGCUGCUCACGGACGUUGUACACGACAAGCGUUCGCAAGUAAUCCCGAGCCCGCAUGAACCCGGCAUAUGUCUGUCGAUGCCAUGGGAGGUUCCUUCACUGCCUUUCAUCUGCAACAGCCCUCUCGACAGUGUGUCCUUCCAAGUCAACAUGUGCAAUUACAUACAGAUCCAAUACCACUGUGGCCAUUUCCGGUUUCCUGUCCAACAAUGGUGCUAUGUCUACGAACGAACGCACAAGAAGGGCCAGCCGAACGCAUUGAUAUCGGCCUUCAAGUAUUCAGAACGAGUGACCUGGAAAGUCAGAGUAACAAUAAAUAGACAAAUAUCACGU